Molecule: messenger RNA, 1152 nt
Organism: Ramularia collo-cygni
Lineage: Eukaryota; Fungi; Ascomycota; Dothideomycetes; Mycosphaerellales; Mycosphaerellaceae
Exons: 3
Coding region: 1-1152 (383 amino acids)
Source: RefSeq, a predicted model, not a curated record
AUGACGCCCUCCACGGACGACCCGGAGUUUGUCUCCGUCACGAUUGACAUCCCACGUCGACAUGCACUCGCUAUUCGGGGUACUACAGGAACCGAAAAUGUCGAAUCGGCUUUGGAUCUCAUCUCGAGCACCUCGCGCGCGGUCUUCAAGGCCGUUAAGGACUUGCCACCCAAGGCAUUCAAUGUACAGCCGCCGCCAGCACCUGAUACCGUGAAACUGGAAGAUACGUACGACAUGCCGAAGGUGCCCUUCUCCAUAGACGAUGAUCGCGAAUUUGCCAUUGGCGUCACUUGGGUCGACAAUCUAUCCUGGUAUCCAUCAAGCCAUACACCACUGCCAUGUCGCAUACCCUCUUCUUGGUAUCGUAGGCAGUUUGAGAUUGUCGCUACCCUCUCCACAACAAUCCAGGGACUCGCUGAGCGGACUGCCAAGGCAAUGGAAUGCACUUUGGAUGCCCAGGACCUGAUAUCCAACGGCAUGUUCUUGUGGGGCAAGCGGAGAUGUAGCGGACUGAGACCACUGCCGGCAGACACUAUGAUUGGCACUCUUGGUAUGGAUCCCACAAAGAAGCCAUUCCUUGACAUGAUUGUGAUCUAUGACCAGGCAACGCGAAUCAGACUCCAGAAGGAACGCAAUGAUGGGACCGAGUUCGAGGCUGCCAGACAUCAAAGUAGAGAGACUCCGUCGAAAGACCAGCAUACUUCAAACGUCAGCAGAGAGCCCUCUCCGUCGAUGCUGCGUGUUUUGGUAAGCGAACCGGAUACCGGUGUACCCAUUCCAUCUGUGCCCAUUCCAUCAGUAACAGCGGAUCCUGAAUCCGAAUAUGCCAUCGACGUGGAAGUACUCGUCCAGAGAGCAGAACCAGGCUCAGCAUUAUCCCUCUGUCGUUCUUCGACAACGAUCAGUCUAAAACAGAGGUUCAACGUCCGGCGCUCUACGACAAUACACAGCUUCGCACAGCUCACCGCUGAUCGGCUUGGAUGUCCACUUGCCAAUCAACUCUUGCACUUCCGUGGCAAGGUUCUCUGGAGCGGCUCCCCUUGGUAUCAGAGACCGCCUGCAGGUAUGACUCUGGGUUCUCUUGGCGUCAUUGGUUCAGAACGGCUUGUGGAGAUGGCGGUGAACGGUGGUACGUGUAGCAAAACCGGCUAA